UUUGUCCAUCUCACAAGCAAUUCCCAAGACACUGGAAAAGAAUGGGAAGCUCCAUUUUUGGCCAUAAGCUUAUCCUUUCAUCUUUUUUUCUUUUCAUUUUCCUUUUGGGAGCCGUUCAUGGCCGCAGAAAGUGUUACAUUGUAUACUUGGGAGCUCAUUCUCACGGUCCCAGCCCUACGUCUCUUGACCUCCAAAUUGCUACGCAUUCUCAUCAUAAUUUACUAGCUUCAAUCUUCGCAAGCGAGGAGAAAGCGAAAGAGGCAAUUAUUUACUCAUACAACAGACACAUCAAUGGCUUUGCCGCGCUACUUGAGGAGGAAGAAGCUGCUGAUAUUGCACAAAACCCAAAUGUGGUGUCUGUGUUUUUGAGCAAAGAACAUAAAUUGCACACUACCAGGUCAUGGGAAUUUCUUGGACUACGCAGAAAUCGGAAGAACUCUGCAUGGCAAAAGGGAAGAUUUGGUGAAAAUACAAUAAUUGCUAACAUCGACACGGGUGUUUGGCCUGAAUCCCAAAGCUUCAGUGGAAAAGGAUUUGGUGACGUCCCAUCAAAAUGGCGCGGGGGUAAUGUUUGUCAAAUUAACAAACUUCGAGGUUCUCGGAGAAAUCCAUGCAACAGAAAGCUGAUUGGAGCAAGAUUCUUUAACAAAGCUUUUGAGGCAUAUCAUGGCCAACUUGAUCCGUUGCUACAUACAGCACGUGACUUUGUAGGGCAUGGUACCCAUACUCUAUCAACUGCUGCAGGCAACUUUGUUGAAGGGGCAAGUGUUUUUGCAGUUGGCAAUGGCACUGCAAAGGGGGGGUCCCCAAGGGCUCGAGUUGCAGCUUAUAAAGUGUGUUGGUCUCUAACAGACCCCGCCAGUUGUUAUGGUGCGGAUGUGUUGGCUGCUAUUGACCAAGCCAUAGAUGAUGGUGUUGAUAUAAUCAAUCUUUCGGCUGGUGGCAGUUAUGUUGUCACUCCUGAAGGAAUAUUCACGGAUGAGGUUUCCAUUGGGGCAUUCCAUGCAAUUGCUAGAAACAUACUUUUAGUUGCCUCUGCAGGGAAUGAUGGACCAACUCCAGGAUCUGUUGUCAAUGUGGCUCCUUGGGUCUUCACAAUUGCUGCUAGCACAAUAGACAGAGAUUUUAGUAGUACUUUAACCAUUGUUAAUGGUAACAAUAAUCAACAAAUCACGGGGGCGAGUCUUUUUGUGAAUUUGCCACCCAAUCAGGCCUUUUCUUUGAUCCUUUCCAUUGAUGCAAAACUUGCUAAUGCGACAUUUAAAGAUGCUCAACUUUGUAGGCCUGGAACACUUGAUCCCACAAAAGUAAAUGGCAAAAUAGUGUCAUGCACUCGUGAAGGAAAAAUAAAAUCAGUUGCCGAGGGUCAGGAAGCUCUAUCUGCGGGCGCCAGAGGAAUGGUUUUGGGCAAUCAAAAUCAAAAUGGGAGGACACUUCUUGCUGAGCCUCAUGUUCUCUCUACUGUGACCCGACUUGCAAUUUAUGCAAAUACAACGCCGAGUGCUUUUCACAGAACUGCCACGGACGACCCUAUAAGCUCAGGUGCAACAAUAAAAAUCUCUGGAGCAAGAACACUCCUUGGGAGAAGGCCAGCUCCAGUUAUGGCUUCAUUCUCAUCUAGAGGACCCAAUUUGAUUCAGCCAUCAAUACUCAAGCCAGAUGUAACUGCACCUGGUGUGAACAUACUAGCUGCAUAUUCACUAUUUGCAAGUGCAUCGAACUUGCUAACAGAUACUCGUCGUGGGUUUCCAUUCAAUGUAUUGCAAGGAACUUCUAUGUCUUCCCCUCAUGUCGCUGGCAUUGCCGGACUUCUCAAAACACUUCAUCCUAAUUGGAGUCCUGCUGCUAUUAAAUCUGCAAUUAUGACCACAGCAACCACACGGGAUAAUACAAACAGGCGAAUACAAGAUGCUUUUGCUAAAAAAAUGGCAACUCCCUUCGCUUAUGGUUCAGGGCAUGUUCAACCUGAGCUUGCAAUAGAUCCUGGGCUUGUCUACGAUCUAGACCUCAUUGAUUACUUGAACUUCUUAUGUGCUUCUGGAUACAACCAACAACUCGUUUCCUCACUCAAUUUCAAUAGGAGAUUCACUUGUUCAGGCUCUCACAAAGUAACAGACUUGAACUACCCUUCAAUCACAUUGCCAAAUCUUGGCUUAAAAGCUGUAACCAUUACCCGCACAGUCACCAAUGUUGGGUCGCCAAGCACAUACACCGCAAGUGCUCAAUUGCCUGGAUAUAACAUUGUCGUUGUUCCAAAUUCGUUGAGUUUCAAGAAAAUUGGUGAAAAGAAGACGUUUCAGGUUAUUGUGCAAGCAAGGAAUGUAACCAAACAAAGAGGCUAUCGAUUCGGAGAAUUGCAAUGGACAGAUGGAAAACAUAUAGUAAGGAGUCCUAUUACUGUUAGGCGCAAAUGAAAAAUUCUUUUGGAGUUGGUUGUCUUAUGAUCCUUGUCUUAUAAUUAGGUUUGUGUGGAUGCCUAAGUUUCACUUCAUAUUAAAUGUAAUUAGGUUUGACUUGUUUA
Messenger RNA from Cajanus cajan (pigeon pea), 2521 nucleotides. RefSeq names its product subtilisin-like protease Glyma18g48580. Lineage: Eukaryota; Viridiplantae; Streptophyta; Magnoliopsida; Fabales; Fabaceae. Gene Ontology annotation, molecular function: serine-type endopeptidase activity. Gene Ontology annotation, biological process: proteolysis. The record is from RefSeq and is a predicted model, not a curated record.